CUCCAAGCUUUUCCACUCGUAUAGGACCCCACAGGUUCUAUAAUUCUUGUUCUUCCCUCAUCUGUCAAGAUCAAAAGAACUCAACCACCAAAACAAACACCCCCCCACCAGGCCACCACCACCUCCAGGAAUCUCUGUUGAGUCUGCCAAAAUUCAAUGGAAGAUUACAACAGAUCAAGAUCAUAUGGAAAUGGGAUGAUGCAGCUGGAUACCUACCAUGGACCACCUAGGCCUUCAGCUUCUUAUGAUCUCCGGUGCUAUAGUGCUUCCUAUGCACAGUCCCAGAUGGCUAACAACUAUAACACAGGCAACAACAGGGACUUCAAGUUGAAGAAAGGGAAGAGUACUUCUGGCUCAUCUUCUUCAAAGUCAUGGAGCUUUGCUGACCCUGAGUUCCAGAGGAAGAAAAGGGUUGCUAGUUACAAGAUGUAUAGCGUGGAAGGUAAGGUCAAAGGGUCCUUGAGGAGGAGCUUUAGGUGGCUUAAAGAUAAGUACACACAAGUUGUCUAUGGCUGGUGGUGAUUUGGGCAGUUGGGCUUUUGCUAUUUGUUGCUCUUCUCUUUAUGUUUUUCUUGCUUGUAUCCAAGGUAUGUGUGAAAAAAAUUUUCAAUUCUUGUGUCAAAAGGAAGAUUUUCUUUAAAAAUUCUUGAUGUGGUUGGCCACAUGUGGGCUAGCUUGAUUGUAAAUUUGGUUACUGCUGCGCUAUAACCUGGAAACAAUUUUCUGGGUGUAUAUUUACAAUUUUACAUGUUGGUUCCUUUCAAAAUUCUUGGUGGUCUCAUUAUCAUAAGGCGUUGACCCCCUAGUUUGGAGGUUUCUUUUAUAGUCUUAUUCUAUAUAUUGAAUCGUUGAUUA
This is a messenger RNA of Theobroma cacao (cacao), 855 nucleotides long. Its product is annotated as ABC family ABC transporter, putative (DUF3511). The record is from RefSeq and is a predicted model, not a curated record. Lineage: Eukaryota; Viridiplantae; Streptophyta; Magnoliopsida; Malvales; Malvaceae.